Budorcas taxicolor (takin) is the source of this 3381-nucleotide messenger RNA. RefSeq names its product zinc finger protein 48 (gene ZNF48). The transcript has 5 exons. Gene Ontology annotation, cellular component: nucleus. Gene Ontology annotation, molecular function: RNA polymerase II cis-regulatory region sequence-specific DNA binding; DNA-binding transcription factor activity, RNA polymerase II-specific. Lineage: Eukaryota; Metazoa; Chordata; Mammalia; Artiodactyla; Bovidae. Gene Ontology annotation, biological process: regulation of transcription by RNA polymerase II; central nervous system development. The record is from RefSeq and is a predicted model, not a curated record. Bases 113 to 3127 code for a protein of 1004 amino acids.
GUCCGGUGCCCGUGCCGGCCGGCAGAGGGCAGCGGCAGGGCCCCGCCGUCCGCACAUGGCUGUGUGACCGUGAAAUUGUGUCUGUCUCCUUGCUCAGGGCGGCGUGCCGGCGAUGGAGCGCGCGGUGGAGCCCUGGGGUCCGGAUCUCCGUGGCUCAGAGGAGAGAGAGCAGCUGAGAGGCGCCCGCACAGGUCUAGGGAGUGAGCAUGCGGAGAUUUCUCAGCCAGAUGAGUUUGAACAUGCCCCACAGGAGGAUGACUUGGAGUUCAAGGAAGAGGAAGAUUUGGCCCCAGGUCAUGAAGUAGGAAAUGCCUCUCUCAAACCUAAAAGCAUUCAGACCUGGGAUGACCUGUGGGUCCAGAGGGAGGGGCCUGGAAAACCUCAGGCUCGGGACAGAGGCCCUCGCCUCCUAGGAGAACCACGCUGGGGCCAGGCUAGUGAUCGGGCUGCUGUAUGUGGCGAGUGUGGCAAGAGCUUUCGGCAGAUGUCAGAUCUGGUGAAACACCAGCGAACCCACACCGGGGAGAAGCCCUACAAGUGCGGGGUCUGUGGCAAGGGCUUUGGGGACAGCUCUGCCCGGAUUAAACACCAACGAACUCAUAGUGGCGAAAAGCCCUACAGAGCCCGGGCGCCAGCCCAGGGGCCCCCAAAGAUUCCUCGGUCCAGGAUCCCGGCUGGCGAGCGCCCCACUAUCUGCGGUGAAUGUGGCAAGAGCUUCCGGCAGAGUUCGGACCUGGUGAAACACCAGCGGACACACACGGGCGAGAAGCCGUACAAGUGUGGCAUCUGUGGCAAGGGCUUUGGCGACAGUUCUGCCCGUAUAAAGCACCAGCGGACACACCGAGGGGAGCAGCCCCCCCGGCCCGUGGUGCCCCGGCAGCAACCAUCUCGAGCCGCCACGGCAGCUGCACGGGGACCUAAGGCCCAGGACAAGCCAUACAUCUGCACCGACUGUGGCAAAAGAUUUGUGCUCAGCUGCAGCCUCCUGAGCCACCAGCGCAGUCACCUGGGGCCCAAGCCCUUCGGCUGCGAUGUGUGUGGAAAGGAGUUUGCCCGGGGCUCAGAUCUGGUGAAGCACCUCCGAGUGCACACAGGAGAGAAGCCCUACCUCUGCCCUGAGUGUGGCAAGGGCUUCGCUGACAGCUCUGCGCGAGUCAAGCACCUCCGCACCCACAGUGGCGAAAGGCCUCACGCCUGUCCUGAGUGUGACCGUACCUUCAGCCUCAGCUCCACCCUCCUCCGCCACCGCCUCACUCACAUGGAGCCCCAGGACUUCAGCUUCCCAGGCUACCCUCUGGCCCCCCUGAUCCCCAGCCCACCCCCUAGCUCCAGCCCGCCCCCACCUCCUCUAGGCACCAGCCCCCCGCUGACACCUCGAAGCCCUUCACACUCAGGGGAUGGCCCUUUUGGCCUGCCUGGCUUGGAGCCGGAGCCUGGGGGCCCACAGGCUGGAGAGCCGCCACCACCACUGGAGGGUGACAAGCCCCACAAGUGUCCUGAGUGUGGCAAGGGCUUCCGCCGGAGCUCGGACCUGGUGAAACACCAUCGUGUACACACGGGGGAAAAACCCUACCUCUGCCCAGAAUGUGGCAAAGGUUUUGCUGACAGCUCAGCCCGAGUCAAGCACCUCCGCACCCAUCGUGGGGAACGGGCUAGGCCACCACCACCAUCCACUCUCCUGAGGCCACAUAACCCCCCUGGCCCAGCACCCACUGCCCCUCGAUCACGAGUCCGGGCUCAGCCCUCUGGACCCAGCCAGCCCCAUGUGUGCGGCUUCUGCGGGAAGGAGUUUCCCCGGAGCUCAGACCUGGUCAAACACAGGCGCACACACACUGGGGAGAAGCCAUACAAGUGUGCAGAGUGUGGCAAGGGCUUUGGUGACAGUUCUGCCCGUAUCAAGCACCAGCGUGGGCACCUGAUCCUGAGGCCCUUUGGGACAGGAGAUGGUCUGGCAAGGCCUCUCAAAGAGGAGCCACCAACGGGAGGCAGUUUGGGCCGGACGCCUGGGUCCUCUGACCCCUCCCCCUCGGGGGCGGAGUUAUGCGUUCUGAACCAAUGGCCAGUCGCCUAUGGGGCCCCGCCCAUGCCCCGCCCCUGGAGUCGCAGCGUCGCAGAGUGCCCAACCGCCCGGCGCCCUGGCCUGGGGCAGCGCGAGCGCCCGAACCCGCGGCUGGACACCAAGAUGCCUGGUGAACAGCAGACGGAGGAGGAGGAGGAGGAAGAGAUGCAAGAGGAGAUGGUGCUGCUGGUGAAGGGUGAGGAGGAAGAGGGUGAAGAGAAGUAUGAAGUGGUGAAACUCAAGAUCCCUAUGGACAACAAGGAGGUCUCGAGCGAGGCGCCAGCGCCGUCGGCGGACCCGGCACGUCCACACGCGUGCCGGGACUGCGGCCGCGCCUUUGCACGCCGCUCCACACUGGCCAAGCACGUCCGCAUACACACGGGCGAGCGGCCCUUUGCGUGCACGGAGUGCGGCCGGCGCUUCUCGCAGAAGUCGGCGCUGACCAAACACAGCCGCACCCACACGGGCGAACGGCCUUACGAGUGCCCGGAGUGCGACAAGCGCUUCUCGGCCGCCUCGAACCUGCGGCAGCACCGGCGGCGCCACACGGGCGAGAAGCCGUACGCAUGCGCACAAUGCGGCCGCCGCUUCGCGCAGAGCUCCAACUACGCACAGCAUCUGCGCGUGCACACGGGCGAGAAGCCGUACGCGUGCCCGGACUGCGGACGCGCCUUCGGCGGCAGUUCAUGCCUGGCGCGCCACCGCCGCACGCACACGGGCGAGCGGCCGUACGCCUGCGGCGACUGUGGCACGCGCUUCGCCCAGAGCUCGGCGCUGGCCAAGCACCGGCGCGUGCACACGGGCGAGAAGCCGCACCGCUGCCCUGUGUGCGGCCGCGGCUUCGGCCACCGCUCCAACCUGGCGGAGCAUGCGCGCACGCACACUGGCGAGCGGCCCUAUCCCUGCUCCGAGUGCGGCCGGCGCUUCCGCCUCAGCUCGCACUUCAUCCGCCAUCGUCGCGCGCAUAUGCGGCGCCGUCUCUAUAUCUGCGCCGGCUGCGGCCGGGACUUCAAGCUACCAGCUGGAGCCACUGCCACCGAGCGCUGCCCGGAUUGUGAGGGCAGCUGAGCCGCCGUUUCUUUUCUCCGCGGGGUGCGAGCCUCCAGGUGGGGAGGGGCACUCUGGGAUCUCAACCUGGGGCUGCGUUAAUCUGGACAACUCCCCGCCCCACCACCAGCGUCUUGAAUAGGAUGGGACUGGCAGGCCUGGCUGCCCUGGAACUGGGAGACAGGAUUCCCCUACUGGGAUCCCUGGAAACGUGCCCACUUCCCCCUCAUUACAUCCCCUCCGCCCAUGUUAGAGUGAAUAAAGUAUUAUAUCCU